Messenger RNA from Cuscuta campestris, 1159 nucleotides. Lineage: Eukaryota; Viridiplantae; Streptophyta; Magnoliopsida; Solanales; Convolvulaceae. The record is from the annotation of a GenBank genome assembly.
GUUGUUUACACCAAUUCGUUUGGAUACCUAUGGUGCUCCAUUUAUAAAAAUGAUGGUUCAUACACCUAACACUUCAUUUUACAACGUACAUUCGGUUGAGACUUCCCCUUCCCAUUCAACUGUCUGACGGUUACUCAAACUUCUACAAAUUCAAAAAUUAGAAAUUUCAGUUUGUGGUUAAUUAUCUCGAGAAUUAUAAAUAAAUAUAUCAAAUCUCCCUCCCUGCAUUCCAUUUUCCACAAUUAUCAGUAUUAUUAUCAUUAUCAUUGGAGUAAUUACUUGUUUUCUCUCAUGCGACAAUGGAGCACCAAGAAGGAGAAGAAGUCGGGAUCAAAAUACAGAACGACCAACCCUUUCCAGCGGCGGAGGCACCGACGGGAGGCCGGAAGAAGCGGGCGGUGGCAGCCGGGGUACAGAAAACACUGUCGAAGACAUCGCUGCUGGUGAACUUCCUGCCGACGGGGACGCUGCUGACGUUCGAGAUGGUCCUCCCCAGCGUGUACGGCAAGGGGCAGUGCUCCUCCGUGAGCGCCACCAUGAUCCUCGCCCUCCUCUCCAUCUGCGCCCUCUCCUGCUUCUUCUUCCACUUGACCGACAGCUUCCGUGGCGGCCCUGACGGCCGCAAAGUCUACUACGGCUUCGUCACGCCGCGGGGGCUGGCGGUGUUCAAGAGCGACCCGGGGGUGGAAGUCCCCAAGGACGACCGCUACAAGGUCGGGGUCACCGACUUCGUGCACGCCGUCAUGUCCGUGGUGGUUUUCGCGGCUAUCGCAUUCUCCGACCACCGCGUGACGGACUGCCUGUUCCCCGGCCGGCCAUGGGAAGGAGAUGGACGAAGUGAUGCAGAGCUUCCCGUUGAUGGUGGGGAUUAUUUGCAGUGGACUGUUUCUCGUCUUCCCCAACACUAGAUAUGGUGUUGGUUGCUUGUCCGCCUAAUAAUCAUAUGAUGCCAUAAUAAUAAUAAUAUGCCUAAUUGUUUCUAGUGUUUCUGGUAUGCGUAAAACUGUUUCCUUCUAAUUGUAUUUUGUGGCUUCAUCUGUAUAUAUAACAAUGUAUUAAUGUGACAAUUCAUUAUUAGAUCUCAAGUCAUUCACCAUUAUUUCUCCAAGUCUGGCAAAUUAUCACUCAAGUCUUAACCAAAUGAAAGUUAAAAUCAAAU